GGUAGAUGUGUUAGUCAACUUAUAUUUUGCAUCCCUCUCUUUCCUAGAUCGUGACUUAUCCAGAGGAUGACAUUGAUUUUGUGUUCGUCAGUUUCGAACUAACCCCAAGGACUAACAAAUCAAUGGAGAGUUCCUAAGCGAACCGUCACCGGGCAAACCCCACUUCCACGUAAUUCUUUUCGAUCAAUCUGUCCUGUUGGGAUAUUCCUGGAUUACUUCCCUUGGACCAUUCUUUGCAGCGGACGACACAACAAAAUGAAGUGUUGAUGUACUAAGAAGACUCACUUCAUCAGCUGAACUGUUACCUACAUACAUACAACUGUACUGAAGACUUAAAUAUUUUUCCUUUUCGCCCAAUUUUUCAACUUUCGUAGAGUGUGACGUGUUCAUCGAUAGAAAAACAUCACCAAAUCACUCGCCAAGCUUGUAUCAACCUCUCAGACGUGGGUGCUCUCUUAUGUAGAGAAAACUGAAAACAGUGUAUCUAUAAAUGUAGAAGCUGGAUGAGCCACCUGCUCUGUAAGUCCUGUGAGAAUAAAGCUCAUUUGGCUGCAUCUGCAGAAGAAGAUGGAAAAAUAACCCGGAAAAAUCCGAGCGUGAAAAACAAAAACACGCGACAUUAUGUCAGUCUUCAGACCAGCAUUUGACUCGCAGGAACUGUCCCAAGCCUUGUUUUGAUCAUCAUGACAUUGUCGUCUAAUAGGUGUGAAAAUGUGAGCUGAGGUACGAUGGCAAAGGUCAUUUUCUUUUGGUUGUGUACUUCACAAACAGACAGGGGAGUAUGAGAUACCGAGGAGUAAACAGCAUGGUAUAAGGAGCCUAUGCAUUCCAAAUGAUAACGUUGCAUUCCAAAUUAAAACGUUGCAUUCCAAAUUAAAACGUUGCAUUCCAAAUAUAAACGUACAGCUACUUUUGGCUCGAUUCACUGAAUUCAAGGACGUGCUGUGGGCAUCCAAACUGACAUUUUUGUACCGGAACGCAUGGGGAAAUAGUGCUUUAUCUUAAGCUGGAUGAUGCCGAUACCUGUGCAUAUUUGCAUUUCAUGACUACACGCGAAAGACUGACUCGGCGUAUUUAGAUCAAGAUGCGGUGACGUUCUUUUCAGUCGAUGGGUCCAGAAAUGCGUAUGACAUGACCUUCCUUUCUUUCGAUAUCUUGUCGUAGUUCGAGGGCGGUGCACGAUUCUGUCAAGUGCGGCUUCUCAGAUAAAGUCAGUUUGCCCAGAGAGAGAAGUGUAAAUAUAAUCUCUACUUCUUGCGUCGCACUUUGGCAGCCCCUGUGUGUUACUAUCUUGAGGUUUAUCUCAGCUAUUGCGUUGUCGGUGUGUGUACUUCAAGGCUGGUCACGUUCCCUUUACAUACAUACACACACAAGCAAACACACACAUACACACAGACAUACAUACACAUAGACAGACAGACAUCCACACAGACACACAGACAAACAUACAUACGCCUUCUGUAGGCAGUUACACAAACUCACGCAACGCACCUUGGCGAUAGAAACACACCCACACGGACAAACACACACACACACACACACACACACACACACACACACACACACACACACGCGCGCACACACACACACGCACGCACACACACAUACGCUUUCACAAACCCUCUUAUUUCAAGCAUGUGGUUUCGUGCUUGAACUGAUAACGUAACUCAUUUCUCGGGAACAGCCCAAAGUUCGGAAGGGGCAGAUAGCACGAUGGACCGCUGGUUGCCCAAAGGCAGUCCGGCACCAGCGCCGCCGGGGGAUGGGGCUUUCGAAAGAUUUCUCACAGCGGCCAUUGCCACCAUCAUCACCAUCAUGUUUUCCUGGAGACUUCUCGACAAAGAUCAAAUCGAAGACAGCAGGACUGGGAGUGAGAGUGAGGAGAGACGGAGACGAUUAGGCGCUCAUUCAUCAUCGCCAUUAUCGGCGUAUCAUAAUUUGUCGGCGCAACUUUCGGCGUUGUCAUCGCCUUCUUCUCGGGGUGCUUCUGCGGAUGGGAACCCACAACAGCACACUUCGACUUUCCAUCAAGGGCAAUUAACCCAAAGUUCACCGGGUAUUUUCUCUCAUCGCGUUGCUUCCCUUGGAAACAGCUCCUCUCGCACGAGCAUAGCAACAGGCGGUGUUGGGUACCGCAUGACCACCCUCAAACCGCUCAUCAGAGUGCCCGUGGAUCUUCCUCUGGACGGAGACGACGAUAAUGAUGAUGAUGACGACAACAACAACAUUAUGGACGACAUAAACAACAAUGAAGGUCAGUUAGAAAUCAGCCUCGAUUCUGAUCGACCUCGACCGCCGAGCUCUGCUAAAAAUAGCUCCGUGUGGGAUUUCCCGGGAAUUCCCCGCUACUCAUCGUCGGGUGGUGGGAUUUCUCGUGCGACGUACCGCGAUAUCGAGGCUGCUAGUACAACAGCUGUGACUGAUGCUACCUCUGACGAUGCUUUCGCGGUGAGUGAGGCUGCCGCCGUGGUGGGGAGUGGCUGUUCAUCGAUCGAAAAAGACGGGGACACCACAGCCACAGGCUCGCCAGGUGUUUCCAAGGUAGGGGCAGGCUCUAAACUUACAACAAUACAACACGCGACAGAACGAGCGGUUGUAGAAGGGGAAGUAGGGGAGGAAGAUCGAUUGAAUCACCGCCCCGCCCACCACUCUUCGUCCAUUUCUGAUUCAUUCGGAGACCAAAUCGUUUCUGGGACGGAUAGUGUUGACGCAACUCGUUGCAGCAGUAGCGAGUUUGGUACCCCCCACGGCCUGUCCCCGCAUGCAGCAACAACAACAGAGAGCGGAGGGCAGUCUGGGACGGACGGUGUCAAUAUAUCUAACGAAGCAGUGAACUCCAGCGGAGAGGACAUUCCUGCAGUGGAAGGGAACAGUGACUUGUUUUUGAAUCUGUCUGCCUCCACGGACAGCAGCAGCGGCUGUGGGGACAACAACAGCGACAGGAACAGCAACAGCAACAGCAACAGCAGGGAGUAUCGAUACCUCCUAGACGACGAGAACUACCAACCGUUUCCUCUUCGACACAUCGAUGAUCAGAUACGAGUAGUCGAUUACUCGGCUCAACAUUCUGAAGAAGAGGAAACAGUUGACGAGGACGAUUUUCGUCCCUCACACUACUCGUCCUUUCGACCUCGUUCCUCCUCCGAUGACGACGACGAAUACCGCUUCGACGAUUUCGAUGACGAUGAUGUCCAACCUAGGGAACUGGACUCUGACGAAGAACUCUUCUGCUGCUCCGUUCUGGAGCCGAUAAUGGAAGAGGAUUCGGAUGAUAUGACCACGUCCAGUGAAGGUGAAAGCACCAACAGUAACAACAGUCGAAGCGAGGCCGCAUUUUAUUCCCAUUUAGGCAGCAAAGACCAAGGGCGGGAAAUAGAAUACGACUUGGAGUACGAGGAACGAAAGAGGGGGGUAACUCUGGAGACUCACUUUAAAACUUCAGCGAGUGACGAAGAGAAAAACACUUCAGCUGACGGCGGCGCCACCUCCCGUUCGAAUUCGGGUGUGUUCUCGUCUGUUUUGAACAGCCGUCCGCUCGUAGUGCCAUCUCCGCGUGUGCCUUUGCAAGCUCAGGGUUUGACGAUAAACCGCCACCAACACCACCACCAUCUGCCUACGCAAAUCUUCACUGACCUAGAUACCGGAGUGUCGACCGUAAGAUUAGCAGACGUGAACGACCCACGGGUUGGAGUUGCUAAACCGGAUUACGACGAAACACACGAGAGAGGAGACCGUUGUAGUGACGAGGAAGAAGAGAACAACGACCUGGUUAGUUGCGAACCUGUGAGGCUACUUUCACAAGUAGGCUCAAGCCGUGUUGACUGUGUUCUACCUGGUGUGUCGUCGCCUUCCGCCGCACUCAGUCGUGCCAGCUGUAGUAACAGCGGUGAACUUUUGAACCUUCAAAAACGCGACCAUAAAACCAGUGAUGACAAUGAUCAGGUCGGCGAUAAAGUUCCCGUGUUAAAGCGAGAUCGGUUUGAUUCGGACGAGGAGUACUUUGAAUACGUGCGGCAGUUCGGCAGUAGUGUCGACGGUUCCCCUCCGCUGAGUGAAAGAAGUGUCAGCGAAGAAGAAAAACAUGCAACUACACACGACGUGCAGGGUGGCAUAUCUGAAAUAACUCGCCGCGCCGGCGACACGGGUGGAUUCAGUAGCAGUGAGUGCGACGAACAAGAAUCAGCAGAGCGCAGCAGCAACAGCAGCACAAGUGGUGACGACAGCAGUGGUUUUGGUGUGGUCGCAGGUGGUGGUUAUUCUUUCGGCGUCAAACCUGCGCCUCUCGUUCGAGCAGACAGCUUCGCGAAGGCAUUUUCGACCAGAGUUGAAGUGGACGAGAGUAACUCGGAGAGUGACGAGUCUGUUCAAACAGUCAUAACUCGCCGCUCCUCAGGAGACAGUUCGACAGGUACCGGUGGGGAGACAGCGAGUCCGGUCAGAGGUCAGGCAGGGUACAGUCCGGCCGUCUCGCUCCGGCCCAGUCCCGUGAAAGGAAAAAGGCCUGUGAGUGAUGGAUACGCUUACACUGCGAAAGUUCCGAAAACAGAAGAGGAGGCGUUCUAUCGUGAUCGUAUUGUGAGUGAAGGAGGGGGCAACGCGUUCGGAGAGGAGAGGGGAGGCCACGAUUCAGAGCGCGGUCACAACAAGGAUGAUAAUGACGACAACUUUGACUAUGUGGAUAAUUCUAACUACGACCUGAAAGCGUACAAAUCGUACGCGGCGUUAGAUUCAGGAAGUCUGUGCAGUGGUUCUCCUGUUGAUAAACAAAACAUUCAGAUUCAGUACGAGAGUGAUGAAGACAUUCUUUCGGUGACAGUCGCAGAUAACAGGCGCGGUGACCCCGAAAGUUCAACCGACAUCUCAACUGUUGUAGGUAGUACUAGCCCCAGACCACGUGAUAUAAACAAACAGUCGGCGCAUUCCGAGGUCGGGCGGUCGGGUUACGAAGAAGACUAUCGCGGAAGUGCGGCGCAGGAUGUUGAGCGUUCUGAGGGCUAUUUCAAGCCAAAUAACAGUAGGGAACUGGAGGAAGAAGCUUUUGACAGUAGUGGUGACACUAAAUUCUCGGACACAUAUGUGAGAACUUUAUCGGAUAGCGGUGUUGUGAGAAACCCUGACAACUUUGACUUUGUGUAUUCUGACUUUAACGAGGAUAAUACUGAUAGCAAGAAGGAUAUCGUGAUGGAACGUGAGUAUUAUGGGGCCUCGGAGGGAGGAGGAGGGGGAGAUGGAGGAGGGAAUGACCAAACGGGGAGGAGUAAUGAACCCCAGGAGGAUUCGGAUUCGGAGGAGUGGGAGGAAAGCAUUACAGAGACAUUUGUCGUGCCUCUUACUCCAGAGAGGACUAUUUUGAGGACUUUGGAGAAUGUAAAAGCUUUACUAGAUCGGAGGCCGGGUGAGCGAGGGGGCGGCUCUGAACUCGUGCCCAGAGAAGAAGAUGAGGAUGAGAUGGGUGAGGAUUAUGAUAACGAAGCGACGAGCACGUGUAAGACCAGCAUGAUCGAAGUGGAGGGUCGCGACGUGCUGGGAUUUUUGGGUAACCAAGACGUUACGAGCGGUGCGAGAGCAGAGAGGAAUGCGCUUGACAGGAUGGAUUUGGAUGUAAGAUCAAAAAUGGGUUUCCAGCUGAAUCUGGACGAGUUUAAAGUGAAUGAGUAUACCACUGACUCUGGUUUUCCCAUUGUGAGAUAUAUUGAAAAGGAACGAGUUUUUGUGGAAGAGCACGGCGAUGAUGGGAUGGCUGAUGAUGAGGAUGAGGAGGAAGAGGAAGAGGAAGAAAGAGGUGCACACCAAUUUGAUGACAGGGGAGAGCCAGGUCACCUCGCUUUGUAUGGAAAGAACGAUAAAAUGGGUGAUGAUGAGGAGGACACUGAUGACGACGAGGAAGAAGAUGAUGGAGAAGAUGCAGAGGAUGGUAAUACAGGCAUUCCAAUGGAUCAGGAUUAUGUUGAGAACCGGAGAAGCCAACCUUAUGCUGAGAUACACAAGGAAAGCUUGCCGCCACACACUGGGAGGGUUGAUUUCAAGAGUAUGCAACUUCCUCAACAAGUGGUGCCCUCGCCAAACCAACGGUUGUCUGCCACAGCUAGACUCAGACCUCGUGGACCAGGAGACCAGUAUGUUCCCGACGAGUACGAAGAAAUAAGGUCACCCACAGUCGCAUACGCACAAAUGCCUUACUCAGAACAAACUCUGAAACCAGAUGAGGUUCUGCCUAGACCUAGAGGUCCCAUCAGCGUAGAGAGCUUCGCUCUACUUCCCACCGGGGGAGAGAGAAAACUUGAGGUCGAACCUAUGGACAGUGUUCUCACAAAAGAACCAGAGGUUGAGCUCAGGACAACAACAUCCCAGUCUCGUCCUCUGCAAAACCUGUACAAAUACGAGUCUUCAGAUUCCGACACUCGUGGCCCGCCCGUCGUGGACGACUUCGACAGUUUCCUCAGUGGGAUACCCGCGAGCAGCGAGCCGGCAGGUGAAGAGGCUUACCAAGAUUUUGUCAGGCAUAUCUCUGAGCGUGACGACUCUCCUGACACACUGAGCCCCCCAAAAGGUGUAACGAGUGUGCCGACUCCACUGGCUACUGGAAUACUCAGUGGCAACCUGGCAUCUCCUUACGCCAUGCCAGACGUAUUUGUCUUCCCAAAAGAUGGUCAAGUUUCUGAAGGUGCUCCCCCACACUCCUCCCCGUCUUAUGAAGCCCACAAAAGAAAUGUUGACGAGAUGACAAGGGAAGAAAGCGAGGAGAUAGAAUAUAAAGAAUCAGAACGUAAAGGUGAAGGCGACGAAGAAGAGGGUGACGGAGACCAUCUUUCGAAAAAGCCAAAGCUUCACAGAACUUCAACGGCUACAGACGAAGAGGAGCUGCUUGGAUUCCGAGCCGCAAUGAGGAGGUCUUCGUCUCACUCCUUAUACGACGACUCGAGUAAUGUUCUGAACCGGUCGUUCGAGGAGACAUCGAGUUUUGGUCUAGAGAGGUACGACUCCGAGCCUGGCUUGAGUCGGAGUAGGAGCAAAGAAGGCCUCAGUCUGAGUCGGACCCCCGAGGGUCUCACGGAGUCACCCCGAGAGGGAAGGCUCUCAGCCCCAGAGUCGCCGACCAAGAUGUUUUCAUCGCCUCGACUCAACACCGUGUCCGCCGAACCACGUUUAGACGUUGUCAUGGAAACGUCUCCCACCGUGCGGGACGCUCCCAGGUCGAGCAGUUCCGGUUCAUCGACCGCUGCCCCGGUCACACCGACUGUUGUGGAUUUACAGCAGAGUCCUGUGCUCACAAGUCCACCCGCUGUCUUCAGUUCUCCUCACAGGAGCCUCAACUUAAAACCAAGCACUCUUGCAAGCAGUACGGCGUCAGUGCCUGGCCCUGGUGCUUCUAAAAGUGCCAAGAUGGAGGAGAGCCCCGUCAUUUCUCCACCCUCUAGACCAGAACUUCAAAAGAGCCCUGUUAUUUCCGCUCCUUCUAAACCAGAAUCAGCUAGCAGACAAAUUGCGAAAAUGCCCGAGGAGGCCUCCGUUGUGGCCAACCCCCCAGCGUCACGCCCCGGACCAUCCAGCCUUCCACUGAUAGUGGACAUGAAGCAGUCUUUCUCUAGCACAGACCACAAGACUCGAACGAUCGUUGGGAUGGAUGAAAGCCCGGUUCUGUCAUCGCCCCCUUCAUCCGUUUCCAGUCCCGUUCGACUUCAACCAGUGGAGAUUACACAGAGCCCCACGAUAGCACCACCACCGAGGCAGGUUUCAAAGCCAGUGGAGGUACCGAAAAGCCCGCUUGUAAGUCGCCCAGUUCCUGCUAAACCACUUCUCGGGGCUGAAUCGAAAUCUGCCGCAGCAAAGCCGGAAUUGGCGACAAAACCGGAUUUGGCUUCAAAACCAGAAUUGCCAGCAAAACCGAGGUUGUCAACAAAACCGGAUUUGGCAUCAAAACCGCAAUUGCCGGCAAAACCGGAGUUGCGAGUGAAACCAGAGUUGUCAAAUAAACCGGAGUUGCCAAAGAAACCGGUUCUGGCUUCUCCUUCACCGUCUCGCCCAACUCCUCCCAAAUUUGACCCCAAAGCAGGACAGUUCUCAGGUCCCAACCUCGCUUCAGUAAAGUUGGUAUCCAAACAACCAAAUCCUUCAUCGGAGCAAACCACAUCUUCGGAAUCGGUUACUCGCAAAGUGCCAGACACCGAAAGUGGUCAGUUUGAGAAGAGUCCACCUUCUCCUGUGAAGUGGUCGAGAGUCAUUCCUGGUUCAGCGUUCGUGGAAGAGAAGUUUUCUCCCCCCACCAAGCGGCAUGGCGGCAUUGAAGACAUUCCUUUUGCGGAUGAUAGUGAAACUACAAUUACCGGGCCUCCUGAUGUCACCAAAACGUUGGAACCUAGAUCAUCCGGUCCUAUUUUUGUAUCUGUUGGAGAUAGACCAGAGGUUCUGUCCAUGGCUCCUAGUGUUAGCAAAGUGCAGCCGAAGAACGAUCAGGCAGCUGUAGGUCGUCCUGUUUUUGACAAAAGUGCCUUAUAUGAACAGAAAGACGCGAAAGGGACAGAUGAAGCGCUUGAAGUGGGGAGAAGAAGAAAGGAAGCAGAAGAGGUUCGUAGUGGAGAAGAUGGGGAUAACGAGGAGGAAAGUGAAGAGGAGGACGAUGAGGACGAUGGCUCUUAUGAGGAAGAGGAUGAUGAGGAUGAGGAUGAUGAUGACGAUGAAGAAGACGAAGAAGAGGAAGAAAAAGAUGCAUACGUUGGUGGGGAUCCUGUUCGAAGAGUGUCCGACGGGUUCAGAGAAGGAGACAAAGAGAACCCCUUUAACGUUCGCCAAUCAGUUCAGGAGUCGAUCUCCCCGACUGGCGCUCAACCAAAGGCAACUUCCAAUUCUAUGGACAGUUUAGACGAAGUUUUCCCUGUGAAUUCGGCAUCACCUUUGUCUCCUACUGUGUCGUCUGAUAAGGAGUCAUCAUCCACGAGCGCGUCAACCACUGCUAGAGCGUACGUGACAAAAUCGGCUCCAACAACUCCCAAAUCAUUUACCCCAGGCGGCUCGGCUUGGGCUCAUUCCCAGUUCAUCAAACCUGCCCCGGCGAAGCCUCGGUCAAUGAAAGACUUGAAGAAGAAAUACAAACCUUACAAGUCUGUCCUUACACAAGACCCAGGCACUCCUCCUUCACCUAAAGCUGCGCCUUUCCUUCUUCCGGACUCCAUGAUUACGCCUAGCCGAUCCAGAAUCCUGUAUUCCAGGAACAAAUUCCUGAGUGAACAGAAUCUCGACACAGAUUCCUACGCCGGUGAGUUUGCAGCGCAUAAGGAAUCUUUGCUCUCGGCCUCCUCUACCGCUGGGCCUAAUAAGGAGCGCAUGUACACACAGCGUCCUCUGACCAAGCAUUCCGACUACAGAAGUCAGGAACAGCUUCAGAAGCUACAAGCCAUGGCAAAGCUCUCCCGGCGAUCUGAAAGUUCUUUGCAUGACCGCUCCCAUGUUAACUGUUUGCAUGAUGACUGUAUUUUGUCCGAGAAGGGAAAGCGAGAAAUUCUCGAUAAGACCCUGUCUAUUGACAAUUUGCAUGCGGAUUUGUACAAACAUUUGCAGCGCUUCGGUUCAGAGACAGAUGCAGAUGCUAGAGACAUAGGCGAGAGCCACUUUUUCCCAGAGACUGAUAGCGAUAUGUUUGAUUUAACGUUUGCCUUUCAGGAUGACCGCAGCCGAGUGUUAGAUCGCCCAGCCAGCAUGAGUGAGUUACGUCACGCUUCCGACUACACCACCAUCAGUGGUGCCGGCCAUGACGUCUUCGACACGACCUCCAUGACAGGGGGUGGGGCCGGCGGACGAGGUUCCGGAAAAGGACGGUUUGCUGGCCACCGACAGUACAAGAAAUCGAAAAGCUUGUGCACACUGGAGACAAAUUUGGACGAUGAAGUCAAUUUUUCAACGUCUCCGUCGGGCGAGAAUCUUUCUCGUGUCCCGUCUGCCCACGAGCUCCGUAUCAGCAAGUCCCUGCAGAAACUGAACGUCCCGAACUGGUACAAGCAGUCAAGUCUGUCCAAAAGUGGCAGUUGCCUUCUCAAGUACGGCUCUUCAUCCACGAUGUCCUCUUUCCAGUUCUCCCCAAGUCUCAUCUCCUCCCCAUGCACCACACCGUCCUCUUCCUCCAAUGUGGUUAUCAAGACUCGCGUCUUGCCCCCGACCUCUGCCCGCAACUUACGAUCCCCCCGCUAUCCAGCCUCUGCCCCCACCACCCCGUCCUUCUCCUCCCAGCCUAGCCUCAAUAGAGACGGUGCCACUACGCCGUCUAUCAAGCUCCCCAGCGAUAAAAUGCGCUCCAAAGAAAAGUCCAAGUCACUUAUGCCAAUACCGAUAGUGCCCUUCGAUAAAAUCCGUGCCAUGUUUGAGAAGAAGAAAGAAGAGAAAAGGGCGUCAGAGGCAGGCGCUCCUCAAAACGGUUCCUCUCCAGCUUCUCCAACCUCCCCGACACCGAAGACUCCAGUGUCCCCAACUGAGAGAACCGGGCCCUGGAGUCCCACUCGAGUCAACGGUGGCCCAGAACCGGACGAUUACGAAGACGUAGUCGUGCCCAAAGUUGUCGUCUCACCCACAGAACCACACGUUAAGAGCAUUUUGAAAAAGUCUAAUCCAGAGAAAAGGUAUUCAGAUAUCCAAGAGACCCCAGAACCGGAUGAGGACCGUACGAUUAUCAAACCGAUUCCUACUAGACCGCCCGAGUCGACCCCCACCACAACGUUAUCACAGGCGCCGACUGUGAUACGACCCCCGGAGCAGAAGAGACAGGAGCCCUUGGAAUCACCCUUCGCUCAAGUCUCAGAAGCCCCAGUUUUAGCAGCAAGGCCCUCUACUCUUACGUCCAGGGAUGCCCCCAAGCCCACAGAGAGGUACCGUGAAGACACAAGAAUUAUAGAAAAAGAAAAUACCAAACCUAUCGUUCAACAAGACACAGCAAAACCAAUGUCCAGGUCCAAAGAUCAGAAAUCAUCUCCGAAAAAGGCCGAAGCAGAAAGCAAAAGCCCAGCAGCCCCUGUCCCCAAGCCGCGAGGGUUCAGCUUCUUCAAGUCAUUACGGUCAUCUUCGGGCUCAUCUUCGGAUGAUGGUAGCAAUAAGGACAAAGGCAAAAGAUCACCAGCUUCCCCUGUCGGAUCUCUAAGUCCAAACACAAGUUACGAUUCGGCCGACAAAUUCCCCGCAUCUCCAGUCUCACGGGGUGGUGUAUCCCCUACAGGAAAGAAACCAUCUUCACCUCCAACCAUUUUAGUUACUCCUGACGAGCCUAAUAACAGGGGGAAUAGGUUUUUCCAGCAAGAGCCAUCGGUGUUAAUAGAAAAAGCGCCCUCUGUUAAAUUAGAAGAGGCACCUGUUGUCAGACCACCACCACCACAACAAAGUAAACCAGAGGAAAUUGCUCGUCAACAACAACAGCCUGUAGCCAACAGAGAACCUCCUGCUUCAAGAGUAGAAUCUUUCCAACAUGUCCAAGAGACCAAUCUGGACGAUUCUUACGAAGACGUAGCCCCUAUUGUAAGAAAACCCGCUAAAGAUGAGCCUAAAUUACCCGCUAAAAUAGAACCACCAAAACCAGCCCCGGAGCCAGAGAAGAAGAGAUGGUUUCCCAAACCCAAAGGCUGGAAAACGAGUAAAUCUCCGACGUCUCCCUCAGAAUCCUCGGCCAAAUCUCAAGAGAAAGGACCUCCCGCUAAGACGGCCCCUAGAGAGGAGCGACCUAAGGUGUCGGACCUGCAGUCUAAAUUUGAGGUUGGCGAGAUUUCCUAUGAGCCUCGACGCCUCCUAUCUUCCCGCUCUUCGUCCGGACACGACGAUAGUUUCGCUUCAGACAGGUCCGACGACAGAAGUCGGUCGCCUGCUUACCCCCAUGAAGCCAGCAACAGAUCUCUGAACAGGGAUAGCGAGUUCGACCGCUCCCGAGAUUCGUACGGAUCUCGUGCAAGUUACAACCGCCCUAGUAGAGACCUUGGUCGAGAUUUCUCGAAACCAGUUGAAAGGAAAAGCUCUGUCGAAUCAGACAGAAGCUUCAGUCGCGAUCUCGACCGUGUACUUGAAAGAAGCGCUUCUAGAGAUCUCGACAAAAGUAGCGGUCGAUUCGGAAGCAGGGAUCAAGAACCCAGACCAGCACCACGUGACCUCGAUCGCAGCGUGUCUAGGGAUAACGACAGACGAGGCGGAUCCAGAGACACAAGUUUCGACAGAGACGUCCAGCUCCCAAGCAAUUUCGACAGACGAGAACCAACCAGGUCUUCUGCUCCGCGAGACCACAGAGGUCGUCCCGACUACGACGACCGCGAUCCAACUCUCGAGUUCAACCGACGACUCUCGGAUCGUAGAGGUGACCCAAGUGGUGACUUUUUGCCUCCAGACCGAAACCGAGCGAGACGCGGAGAUGAUCUCGACCGAAGCAACGCGUCCACAAGAGGCAGCAGCGUGAGAGGAGGGGACCUCGAUCUCUCCCGAGAUUCCGCACGAAGAACGUCGGGCUCCUUUGAUGAAGUCACACCGAGGUCAAUGACCUACUCACAAGACUCCGACUCGACCUCCAACACCGCAAGAUCUUCAGGAAGAUGGCAGCCUAAACCGCGAGGGAGCCGAGCCUCGGGAGGGCGACCUGGAGAUGAGGUUACCCCGCCCAGAACAGGCGGUACUGGAGCCUACUCCAAAACGUCCCCAGCCGUGGAUUCGAACGGCGCCUCCCCGUCUUCGUCCCCGUACCGUUACCGUGUCCCUGGAAGUGCCUUCAGCGCCUCUAAGCCAAAUACUCAGGCCGGACUUAACACGCCGCCCCCGACAGCCAGACACGACUCCAAGCCCGUCACAUCGUCCGAUGAAGCAACCAAGAAAAGUUUGAGAGAAACAACCGUUUAGUGAACUUCCCCUCACGGCGAGCGCCGAGAAGCGACCGCAAGAACUCUUGACAUCUGCAAACAACCACCACGAGCGCGUGGCCAA
Messenger RNA from Aplysia californica (California sea hare), 12933 nucleotides. RefSeq lists its product as uncharacterized. Lineage: Eukaryota; Metazoa; Mollusca; Gastropoda; Aplysiida; Aplysiidae. The record is from RefSeq and is a predicted model, not a curated record. Bases 1714 to 12849 code for a protein of 3711 amino acids. The transcript is spliced from 2 exons.